Kluyveromyces marxianus DMKU3-1042 is the source of this 240-nucleotide messenger RNA. RefSeq lists its product as uncharacterized. The transcript has a single exon. The record is from RefSeq and is a predicted model, not a curated record. NCBI's taxonomy places the organism in Eukaryota, Fungi, Ascomycota, Saccharomycetes, Saccharomycetales, Saccharomycetaceae. Bases 1 to 240 code for a protein of 79 amino acids.
AUGUUCACUGAUAUUACAAGCAAAGCCAGAGAGACCCAGCAAUUGACACCAGUAGUGGUGCAAUGCUUUAAAAAUACUGAUACGAAACCAAGGUCCACGCCGGAACUGGACAACAGCUAUUACGACUCAGACGAAGAAGAGGAUUUGAUUGUAGAUUUGACGACAGGUUCGUUGAAACCUAUCAAGCUAAAGAGCUAUUUAAUAAUGAAUGAGGUAAUAAACGGGCUCGAAAGUCUAUGA